AUGGCGGACUACAUUUGCCCGAGGUGUGAGUCUGGUUUUAUUGAAGAACUUCCUGAGGAGCCAAGGAAUGCUGACAAUGGGUCCAGCUCUUCCACAGCGACCAGCGAUCAGAGCAGGCAUCCAUUCGAGAAUGUGGAUCAGCACUUAUUCACCUUGCCACAGGGGUAUGGCCAAUUUGCCUUUGGGAUUUUUGAUGACAGCUUUGAGUUUCCUGCUUUUGGGUCCAAUGUGCAAUCUGAAGACAACAGGGAUACGGAGAACCGGCGGGAGAGGGAGCACCAAUCUCGGCACCGAUAUGGGGCCCGGCAGCCCCGAGCCCGUCUCACCGCACGGCGUGCCGCUGGCAGGCAUGAAGGAGUUCCCACGCUAGAAGGAAUUAUACAGCAGUUGGUGAAUGGAAUUAUUGCACCUACUACCAUACCGAACCUAGGAAUAGGUCCUUGGGGAGUCUUGCAUUCGAAUCCAAUGGACUAUGCCUGGGGUGCCAACGGCUUGGAUGCAAUUAUUACACAGUUACUAAAUCAGUUUGAAAAUACCGGACCGCCUCCAGCAGACAAGGAGAAGAUCCAGGCCCUCCCCACCACUCAGAUAACACAGGAACACGUAGAUUCUGGGUUGGAGUGUCCUGUAUGUAAAGAAGACUACACAGUGGGCGAAAACGUCCGGCAGUUACCUUGCAAUCACCUAUUCCACAACGGCUGUAUAGUCCCCUGGCUGGAACAGCACGACACAUGCCCAGUGUGCCGGAAAAGUUUAAGUGGACAAAACACUGCCACAAACCCCCCAGGACUCACAGGGAUGAACUUCUCCUCGUCCUCCUCCUCCUCUUCCUCCAGUUCACCAAGUAAUGAGAACUCGUCAAACAACUCUUGAAUCGUAAACCAGCCCUCUCCCCAUCCACCCCUACCCUGGCCCUGUGCGCUUUCCAGUGCCCUUCCUCCCUCCCUAGCCAACACAAGCAACUACGGGCCUCCAGAGCAGAGUGAGGGUGGGGUCAGGGGCGCGAGGGGAGGAAGCAGAAACCCCCCAAAUCCCCCCUUCUGAGUUCUGAAGAUGUCAGAGGCCUCUGGUUCUUCCGAGAUGAGAAGUCUCAAGUUCUGCAGUGUGGGAUGGGGGGGAAGCACUCUGGCUCGGAGCUCAUCUGGUCGCUGCGUGGACUCUUUAACGUUGCAGUGAAAAGGCCGCCCAGGGUCCCUGAAUGGAAACCUGAGGUGCUGAGAUUCUGGAUGGGAAGGCUGUUUGUAUGGUUGUGAAUUUGAGAUUCCUUUUUCUCCACGUCGUCUUUUUUUUUUUUUUUUCCCCCCUCCCUGCCUCCCCUUCUGCUUUGGAAGUUUUAAACCUUUGAAAUGAAAGUGUAAUACUCUGGUUUGCUCCCAGGAUUUCCAGGCGGGGAGGGCUGGCAGGCGUUAGCUAGUUGCCACCGCAAAAUGUGAAGUCCUGAAAUAGGCCCGACUCUUCCUCCCUUUCCCUGCCUCUGAUCCUUCAUUUUUCUCUCGAUAACCUCACCCUUCUGAUAUUCGACACUGAAAGGGUUUUUAUAAUUUUAAAUUAUUACUGCUGUUAAAUAAAUGGACGUUUCAGCUCACUGAGAAGUUACGCAUGAUUUGUGGAAAAAUACAGGGUAAACUCUUCUGAGAGUACUGUACUUUCCCAGUGCAAAUCCAGUCUGCACUGGGACUGUGGAACCCUCGGCAGUGUGCCGUCUGCCAGCACCCAAUGCCUCUUUAACCCCGGGUUCCUCCGUGACCAACGCCCCAUACACACAUUGCCAGCCUGUCAAUCGUCGUCAGCUGCGGGACUGCAACUUUGCAGCGUUCUGGCCUGCAGUUUUUUUGUAUUUUUUCAUCCCUUCCAUCCUGCCCGGUCGCAAUCCGGCCCUUCUCAUCCCGGAUGGAAUCGUGUGGAGCGUCUGACAUCAGGCCUGGAAGUGCAUCAGAGCGAGGAACAGACAGAUGCCAUCGUGAUCAAAUGAAAUACAUAAAAUACAUGAUGAAUGACAUUGGGGGGGUGGGGGAGGGGAGGGGAAGAAAUGUGUAUAUCAAAGCUACUUAAAAAAAAAAUACAGCUGAUUUAAAACCUUCCAGG
Molecule: messenger RNA, 2085 nt
Organism: Alligator sinensis (Chinese alligator)
Lineage: Eukaryota; Metazoa; Chordata; Crocodylia; Alligatoridae
Gene: RNF126
Product: ring finger protein 126
Exons: 9
Coding region: 1-873 (290 amino acids)
Biological process (GO): protein ubiquitination
Cellular component (GO): cytoplasm
Molecular function (GO): ubiquitin protein ligase activity
Source: RefSeq, a predicted model, not a curated record